This is a messenger RNA of Phodopus roborovskii (desert hamster), 4347 nucleotides long. It is a transcript of the gene Sned1, whose product is annotated as sushi, nidogen and EGF like domains 1. Gene Ontology annotation, cellular component: protein-containing complex; plasma membrane. Lineage: Eukaryota; Metazoa; Chordata; Mammalia; Rodentia; Cricetidae. The record is from RefSeq and is a predicted model, not a curated record. Gene Ontology annotation, biological process: heterophilic cell-cell adhesion; cell-matrix adhesion; establishment or maintenance of epithelial cell apical/basal polarity. Gene Ontology annotation, molecular function: protein binding; calcium ion binding.
GCUAGCGAGAGGCGAUCGUGAUAGCGAGAGGUGACGGUGCGGCCAGGCGGCCGUGCGGUGACUGCGGCCACCUGCCCGAGCCCGGUGGUCCGCCCUCAGAUCCCGGCGAUGCGCGGCGGCGCCGCAUGGACGCUGCUGCUGGCCGCAGCCCUGGGGCUCGGGGCGCGCGGGGUGCGCGCUGCGGUGGCCCUCGCCGACUUCUACCCGUUCGGCACGAAGCGCGGCGACGCCGUCACCCCGAAACAGGACGACGGCGGCUCAGGGCUGCAGCCCCUCUCGGUGCCCUUCCCGUUCUUCGGCGCCGAGCACUCCGGACUCUACGUGAACAACAACGGGAUCAUCUCCUUCCUGAAGGAGGUUUCUCAGUUCACCCCCGUGGCCUUCCCCAUUGCCAAAGACCGCUGUGUGGUAGCAGCCUUCUGGGCAGAUGUGGACAACCGACGCGCGGGUGACGUCUACUACCGGGAGGCCACUGACCCAGCCGUGCUGCAGAGAGCCACAGAGGACAUCAGACGGUACUUUCCUGAGCUCCCGGACUUCUCUGCUACCUGGGUUUUUGUUGCCACCUGGUACCGUGUGACCUUCUUUGGAGGCAGUCCCUCUUCCCCCGUCAACACAUUCCAAAUAGUGCUCAUCACUGACGGCAGGUUCUCUUUCACCAUCUUCAACUAUGAGUCUGUCUUGUGGACCACAGGCACACACGCCAGCAGCGGGGGUGAUGCUGACGGCCUGGGAGGAAUCGCAGCCCAGGCUGGUUUCAACGCAGGUGAUGGGCACCGUUACUUCAACAUCCCUGGGUCACGCACAGCAGACAUGGCUGAGGUGGAGACCACCACCAACGUGGGCGUGCCCGGGCGCUGGGCGUUUAGAAUCGAUGAUGCCCAGGUGCGCGUGGGGGGCUGCGGCCAUACAACCUCUGUGUGCCUGGUCCUGCGUCCGUGCCUCAAUGGUGGCAAGUGCAUUGAUGACUGUGUCACAGGCAACCCCUCCUACACCUGCUCCUGCCUCGCUGGCUUCACAGGGCGGAGGUGCCACCUGGAUGUGAACGAGUGUGCUUCCCACCCAUGUCUAAACGGUGGGACCUGCACCCAUGGUGUCAACAGCUUCAGCUGCCAGUGCCCCGCCGGCUUCAAGGGACUCACCUGUGAAUCAGCCCAGUCUCCGUGUGACAACAAAGUGUGUCAAAAUGGCGGCCGGUGCCAGGCAGAGAGCAGCUCUGCAGCUUGUGUGUGCCAGGCUGGGUACACUGGGGCCACCUGUGAGACAGAUGUGGAUGAAUGCAACCCUGACCCAUGCCUGAAUGGAGGAUCCUGUGUCGACCUGGUUGGGAACUACAGCUGUGUUUGUGUGGAGCCCUUUGAGGGACCUCGAUGUGAGACAGGGAGCUACCCAGUGCCUUCCCCCUGCCUCUCCAGUCCCUGCCAGAAUGGGGGUACCUGUGUAGAAGCGGAUCAGGGAUAUGUGUGUGAAUGUCCUGAAGGCUUCGUGGGCUUGGACUGCAGAGAGAGAAUUCCUAAUGACUGUGAGUGCCGGAACGGUGGCAGCUGCCUGGGGGCCAACACCACCCUCUGCCAGUGUCCUCCAGGCUUCUUUGGGCUCCUUUGUGAAUUUGAAGUCACAGCCACGCCCUGCAACAUGAACACACAGUGUCCAGACGGAGGCUACUGCAUGGAGUAUGGUGGGAGCUACCUGUGUGUCUGCCACACAGACCACAACAUCAGCCACUCUCUGCCGUCACCCUGCGAUUCCGACCCUUGCUUUAAUGGAGGCUCCUGUGACGCCCACGACGACUCCUACACGUGUGAGUGCCCACGUGGAUUCCACGGCAGGCACUGCGAGAAAGCCCGGCCACACCUCUGCAGCUCAGGGCCCUGCCGGAAUGGCGGCACAUGCAAAGAGACAGGCAAUGAGUACCACUGCACCUGCCCUUACCGCUUCACCGGGAGACACUGUGAGAUUGGAAAGCCAGACUCCUGUGCCUCCGGCCCCUGUCACAACGGUGGCACUUGCUUUCACUACAUUGGCAAAUACAAGUGUGACUGCCCUCCAGGCUUCUCUGGGCGGCACUGCGAGAUAGCCCCCUCCCCCUGCUUCCGGAGCCCAUGCAUGAAUGGGGGUACCUGUGAGGACCGAGGGGCAGAUUUCUUCUGCCGCUGCCAGCCGGGGUAUACAGGACACCGGUGUCAGGCAGAGGCGGACUGUGGUCGCCCUGAGGAGGUGAAGCAUGCUACCAUGCGCUUCAAUGGAACUCACGUGGGCUCAGUGGCCCUGUACACGUGUGACCGUGGCUUCAGCCCGAGUGCCCUCAGCCAUAUGCGUAUCUGCCAGCCACAAGGUGUCUGGAGCCAGCCUCCCCAGUGCAUUGAAGUAGAUGAGUGCCAGUCUCAGCCAUGUCUGCAUGGAGGCUCCUGCCAGGAUCUCACUGCUGGUUACCAGUGCCUCUGCAGCCCGGGGUAUGAAGGAGUCCACUGUGAGCUAGAGACAGACGAGUGCCAAGCACAACCCUGCAGGAAUGGAGGCUCCUGCCGGGACCUCCCCGGGGCUUUCAUCUGCCAGUGUCCUGAAGGGUUCACUGGAGGCCACUGUGAAACAGAGGUGGACGCCUGUGCCUCCAGCCCCUGCCAGCACGGAGGCCGGUGUGAGGACGGUGGCGGGGCCUACCUGUGUGUGUGUCCAGAGGGCUUCUUUGGCUACCACUGCGAGACAGUGAGUGACCCCUGCUUCUCUAGCCCCUGUGGGGGCCGCGGCUACUGCUUGGCCAGCAACGGGUCCCACAGCUGUACCUGCAAAGUGGGCUACACAGGCAAGGGCUGCACCAAAGAGCUCCUCCCACCAACAGCUCUCAGGGUAGAGAGGGUAGAGGAGAGCGGGGUCUCCAUCUCCUGGAGCCCACCUGAGGGCACCGUGGCCAGACAGAUGCUAGAUGGCUAUGCAGUCACCUACGCCUCCUCGGACGGCUCCUCCCGGCGCACAGACUUCGUGGACCGGAGCCGCUCCUCUCACCAGCUGCGGGCCCUAGCAGCCGGCCGGGCCUACAACAUCUCCGUUUUCUCAGUCAAACGAAACACCAACAACAAAAACGAUAUCAGCAGGCCGGUGGUACUGCCCGUCCGAACCCGACCCCGUGCUAUUGAAGACUUCGAUGUCACCAAUGUUUCAGCCAAUGCCAUCUCAGUGCAGUGGGCUCUUCACAGGAUCCAGCAUGUUACUGUCAGCAGGGUCCGAGUGUCCAUCCUCCACCCUGAGGCCUCUGUGGCCCAGUCCACUGAGGUGGACAGAAGUGUGGACCGAGUCACAUUUGGGGACCUGCUACCAGGAAGAAGAUACACUGUGCAGCUAACCACCCUCAGUGGGCCUGGAGGAGCUGACUACCCUACUGAGAGCCUGGCCUCAGCACCACUGAACGUGUGGACCCGGCCUUUGCCUCCAGCAAACCUGACUGCCUCUCGGGUCACAGCCACCUCUGCCCACGUGGUCUGGGACACCCCCACUUCAGGUAUCUCCCUGGAGGCUUAUGUCAUCAAUGUGACCACCAGCCAGAGCACCAAGAGCCGCUACAUCCCCAAUGGGAAGCUGGUGUCCUACACAGUGCGUGACCUGCUGCCAGGUCGGCGGUACCAGCUCUCGGUUACGGCCGUGCAGAGCACAGAGCAGGGCCAGCUGCACAGUGAGCCUGCCCACCUCUACAUCAUCACCUCCUCCAGGGAUGGCACUGACAGACGUUGGCACCAGGGAGGACACCCCCUACGGAUGCUCAGAAACAGGCCAGCCCCUGUGCGCCUGCCAGAGCUGCACCUGCUCAAUGACCACAGUGCCCCUGAAACACCAACUCAGCCACCCAGGUUCUCGGAGCUUGUAGAUGGAAGAGGAAGAGUGAGUGCCAGGUUUGGUGGCUUGCCCAGCAAAUCGGUCACCGUGAGAUCACAACCCACCACUCUGGCACCACUCAAGAACACAGAGGAGGCCCCUGAGCAGGUCCGCCUGGCCCUCCAGCUACCCAAGAACAGCAGCAAGGACACAGAGAGUGCUCCUGGUGGCUGUUCAGAAGGUGCCUGUCAGAAUGGAGGCACCUGUGUGCCAGGUGCCAAUGCCCACAGCUGUGACUGCAGGCCUGGGUUCAAAGGAAGACACUGUGAGCUUGCCUGUGAAAAAGUGCCCCGCCCCUGCACACGGCUGUUCUCUGAGACGAAGUCGUUCCCUGUCUGGGAAGGAGAUGUCUGCCACCAUGUGUAUAAGAAAGUCUACAAAGUUCACCAGGACAUUUGUUUUAAAGAGCGCUGUGAGAGCACAAGCCUCAAAACUCCAAACAGGAAACAAAGUGACAGCCAGACACUGAAGAAAUCUUAA